This is a messenger RNA of Drosophila willistoni, 2021 nucleotides long. It is a transcript of the gene Dh44-R2, whose product is annotated as diuretic hormone receptor. Gene Ontology annotation, cellular component: plasma membrane. Gene Ontology annotation, biological process: cell surface receptor signaling pathway; adenylate cyclase-modulating G protein-coupled receptor signaling pathway. Gene Ontology annotation, molecular function: peptide hormone binding; G protein-coupled peptide receptor activity; diuretic hormone receptor activity. The transcript is spliced from 13 exons. NCBI's taxonomy places the organism in Eukaryota, Metazoa, Arthropoda, Insecta, Diptera, Drosophilidae. The coding region runs from base 320 to 1792 and encodes 490 amino acids. The record is from RefSeq and is a predicted model, not a curated record.
AAAGCUUUGAAGAGCAUAGAUUCUCUCAAUUGUUUAAUUGCGCAGCAAAAAGUUCAAGACCAAAGCCGCAAACCCCACGCCUCGUUGACAGUUUAAACAAAACACGAAUAAGAAAAAGAAGAAGAAGAAGGUGCCAGAGGUGAACGAGACACCUAAAAGCUGCCCCUGGGUGAAAGUCAUAAAAAAGUGCAACAUUGUUGUACAUAUGGCUACAUAGAAAAAGAGAGGUGCAUUAGAGAUAGGGACCACAGAGUGUGACAGAGAAAGGUAAAGAAAUAAUUGCAUUUCUGCAACCAAAACCACCCACAUCGACGGCGCCAUGUCCGAUGACGAUUUACGCGCUCUGGUGGAAAGUCUGGAUGACGCCUCACCGGAGCAUAUUGCCAAUGCCAUAGCCAACUUUUCACUGGACAUGCUGGAGAGGGCCAGUACACUAAUUGGAACCCAGCAUCACCAUCGACAGCAACACCAGCAGCAACAACAACUACAACAACAACAACAGCAAAAUCAACAGCCGCCGCACAGUGGGGCGCUCAUCAUCAAUCGCACACUGGAACAACAAUGCAGACAGCAAACUGAGUUCGAGGCCAGCCAGCAAGGGUUGCCACAAAGCUGCCUCACCUCAUUUGAUUCGGUUCUCUGUUGGCCACGAACAAAUGCCGGAACAUUGGCCAUUCUACCCUGCUUUGAGGAGUUCAAGGGGGUUCAUUAUGAUACCACAGAGAAUGCCACCCGCAUGUGCUUUUCGAAUGGCACAUGGGACCAUUAUUCCAAUUACGAUCGUUGCCAUCAGCAAUCGGGCUCAGUUCCUAUAGUGCCAGAUUUUUCACCCAGUGUCGAUCUGCCAGCCAUUAUCUAUGCCUGUGGUUAUUUUAUAAGUUUUGCCACUCUUGUGGUGGCUCUCAUUAUAUUUUUAAGCUUUAAAGAUUUGCGUUGUCUGAGAAAUACGAUACAUGCGAAUCUGUUUCUAACCUAUAUAACCUCAGCUCUAUUGUGGAUUCUCACAUUGUUUCUGCAAGUGAUUACCACCGAAUCUAGUCAGGCUGGCUGCAUUACUUUGGUCAUAAUGUUUCAAUAUUUCUAUUUGACCAAUUUCUUUUGGAUGUUUGUGGAAGGUCUAUAUCUGUAUACAUUGGUAGUGCAAACAUUUUCCAGCGAUAACAUAAGUUUCAUAAUCUAUGCUCUUAUUGGCUGGGGCUGUCCGGCAUUAUGCAUUCUGAUAUGGUCCAUAGCCAAGGCGUUUGCUUCACAUCUCGAAAAUGAGCAUUUCAAUGGGUUGGAAAUUGAAUGCCCUUGGAUGCGCGAAUCUCAUAUUGAUUGGAUAUUCAAAGGUCCCGCUUCAGUGGCCUUGCUUAUCAAUCUAGUUUUCCUUAUACGCAUUAUGUGGGUUUUAAUAACCAAACUACGUUCCGCUCACACGCUCGAGACGCGACAAUAUUAUAAGGCCUCCAAGGCAUUGUUGGUCUUGAUUCCAUUAUUUGGCAUAACAUAUUUGUUAGUUUUAACUGGGCCCGAACAGGGCAUAAGUCGCAAUCUCUUUGAGGCCAUUAGAGCCUUCUUGAUAAGCACACAGGGCUUCUUUGUGGCCUUGUUCUAUUGCUUCCUCAAUUCGGAGGUGCGUCAGACACUAAGACAUCGUUUUGUACGCUGGCGCGAGAGUCGAAAUAUACAUCGCAGCAGCUCCAUGAAGAAUCGCAGGCAACGCACAUCCAAAGACUACUCGCUGCGGUCGCGAACCGAAAGUCUACGACUGACUUCCACAAGUCCCGUGCCCAUUGGACACUAUGAAUGACUCCAAAUGCCAUAAAUCUACACCUACACCAACAAUAUGUACACACACACACACACACAAUACCAGAGAGAUUUCCUUUUAUACUAUUAUAUAUAGAUUAUUAAACCCCCCCAACCCCCAUGUCCUGUAAAUAUAUCUGCAUGUUUUUUAUGUCUUUAAGUCUACCAAAAUGUAAAGUAAAGUAAAGUAUUAUUUUUUAUACCAAAAACACGAAAAAGAACAAAGAAAU